Molecule: messenger RNA, 1627 nt
Organism: Sinocyclocheilus rhinocerous
Lineage: Eukaryota; Metazoa; Chordata; Actinopteri; Cypriniformes; Cyprinidae
Product: oxysterol-binding protein-related protein 3-like
Exons: 5
Coding region: 98-769 (223 amino acids)
Cellular component (GO): nuclear membrane; plasma membrane; perinuclear endoplasmic reticulum
Molecular function (GO): cholesterol binding
Source: RefSeq, a predicted model, not a curated record
AACACUAAUAACUAACACUUCUGUUAAUCAGAUAACCUAGCAUGGUUAUCAUCCAGUAAUCUCAGAAUGACAAAACAUUGGCCUGGUACUAGUAAAUAUGUAUGUACACUCAUACUUUCCUCUCACCUUCAGCUUUGGAGAUCACUAUGAAUGGAAUAAAGUGACGUCAUGUAUUCACAACAUUCUGAGUGGGCAGCGCUGGAUCGAGCACUACGGAGAAAUCUCCAUCAAAAACUCCAACAGUGAAAAAUGCCAGUGUAAAGUCACCUUCAUCAAGGCAAAGUACUGGAACUCCAGCAUGAACGAGGUGGAGGGAGCUGUCACAGAUCACAAAGGGAAAGUCGUGCAUAAGCUGUUUGGGAAAUGGCACGAGGGGAUGUACUGCGGCAGCCCACCCUCUGCUACCUGCAUCUGGAGGACGAAUCCCAUGCCUCCUGAGUAUGAGCAGUACUACGGUUUCACUAAGUUUGCUAUGGAGCUCAAUGAACUCGACCCUCUUACCAAACCACUUCUUCCACCCACAGACACCAGACUACGGUUCGACCAGAGGUUAUUGGAAGAAGGGAACGUUGAAUCUGCAGAGGAGCAGAAGCAGAGAAUCGAACAGCUGCAGCGAGAGAGACGCAGAGUCCUGGAGGAGAACCACAUGACACAUCAACCUCGAUUCUUCCAGAAGUCCAAAGAUGACACCUGGGUGAGCAACAACACUUACUGGGAGUUAAGGAAAGAUCCUGGAUUCAGUAACCUUGACUGUCCGGUCCUCUGGUAACUCAGAGGCAGCCAACUACAUCUGUGCUCACUGUUGCCUGCUCUUAUCUGUUCUGGCCAACAUUACAGCUUCAAGAGACAACACACACCUUUUAAAGUGAGGUAGAGACUGAUAAAGCUGUGAGAGACUGGUGGCUGAUUGUUUCAAAUAAUUCCUUAAUAUUUAUAAUUUAAUGUCCCAACAGUUCAGUUGCCUUAAUAUGCUUACAUUAUGUUGUAGUUUCAUUUAUGCAAAUGGAUCCUUUGGAAGUAUGAGAAAUAUGCAAUCCUGGCCCAGUUCAUAUGUGUGUUUUUUUUUAUGUGCAUUGUAAGUAGCACAAGAAACCAAGAGAAAAACUGUUGGAUUGUGGUCCCUUUUGGCUAAAUGUAGUACUGCAGGUGACCGCACCUUAAAAAAGACGUAUAUAGUAUGUUGUCAGAACAAAACUGCGUCGUCUACCUCUUAAAAUCAAACUGUCGAGGAAUUUGAUGUAUAUUAGAAUAUGAAUAUAAUACAUAUAAUGCCUUAUAUUAAAUUAUAUACAUUUACUUUGCUAGAACUUUCAAUUAAAUCCAAUGUAUCGUCACAAAGUAUUGUAAUUUUACAACCGCCUUUUACUCUGAGACACUUGAAUGAACAAAAUGUUUGAGGUUCUCAGAAACAUUUAUAUUCAUCUUAACUUAUUCACAAGACUGACAGAUGGCUCAACAAUACUGAACAUUACCAUCACACACGUGAGCCUGGCAGUGUUUUAAAGCUUCUUCCACACGGUUUGACCUGUAACCUGUGCUCAUCUCACUACGCACUACGACGAAUGAUGUUGGGGGACUGGGGUACUUGCGUGUUGAUCACUGCAGCGUUUCCUCUUCCUUCAAUAAA